AUGCAUUUAAUUAACAAAUCAUACCUUUUCCAGACUCCAAAUGAUUACCGUGGAUACAGUGAAUCACAUUUUUACGGAAUACAAUCAAAAUUAAACAAUCAAUUUGCGGAAUUUAUAAUGCAAGCAGCAACAUUUGCAGCAAAUGUUCAACGUAAUCGGGCUUUUUACUAUGAUGUAGCAAAAAUUUGUAAACUUUUACGUCAACAUAUCAUUGCGUUCCAUUUUUUAAUCUAUACGAUAGCAGUUGUAAUACCAUGUAUUUUGGGUCUUAUCAUGGCAGCUUUUGUUUGGCGUUCACUUGUACGACAAAUUGAUAGCAUCAUUACGGCACCUUCAGAUGGCGUGGAUUUACCACCUUUAGCAAAUAAACCACCCGGAUUCUAUGUGCCUUUACAUCGGCGUCCAAUAAUUUAUUUGCAGCUUGCGAAAGAGAAAUGCUUUGGAAAGGAAGGAUUAUACGUAAAAAAUUUUGCGGAAUUCUUAUUAAAAUUUAGAAACUUUAAGUUUUAG
This is a messenger RNA of Loa loa (African eye worm), 510 nucleotides long. RefSeq lists its product as hypothetical. Lineage: Eukaryota; Metazoa; Nematoda; Chromadorea; Rhabditida; Onchocercidae. The coding region runs from base 1 to 510 and encodes 169 amino acids. The record is from RefSeq and is a predicted model, not a curated record. The transcript has 3 exons.